Morchella sextelata is the source of this 204-nucleotide messenger RNA. RefSeq lists its product as uncharacterized. The transcript has 3 exons. Lineage: Eukaryota; Fungi; Ascomycota; Pezizomycetes; Pezizales; Morchellaceae. Bases 1 to 204 code for a protein of 67 amino acids. The record is from RefSeq and is a predicted model, not a curated record.
AUGCUCCAUAUCCACUUCCACUUCUGCAAGUGCGACACUAUUUUUUGCUGCUUCGGGAGCGGAGAAGCCCUACCCUCUAAGCCUCCGCCUUCAGGUCCGAGCACGCUCAUUCAGACCCAACCUCAACAGCAAGGUGCAAUGCGACUUUCGUGGAGAGAUAUCAUGACACUUGAGUUUAUGAUGUUACGUUUAUGUCUACAGUAG